AAAACAGUUAGAUUUGACAGCUCUGCACUGUCCCGCAAAACGCUGAUAAAAUGCAAUGGGAACUGUUACUGCCAAUGUCAGAAAUAAACUACACUAUUUAACCAACCUCUUUAGAUACAGGAGCGACUUUUUAUGGGACUGUCUAGGAAUGCUAAUGCGAGGAAAAGGUACUUUUGGCUAGUUUUAUCUGUGUAACUAGCUAGCUAGUUAGCUUCCACGGCUAACGAAAGUUGCUCCAUGGCUAUCUAUGGGCUGAACCUUACCAUAUAUAGACCGGCCACAGAGCUCCCUCGCCGGUGAAAUGUAAACAGUGGCUCGAUGAGGAGGUUGACAAAGAGUCUAGCAAAAACAAAACUCAGCCUGGAAUAAAUAAAAAACGCUAGCUUCACCAUGUCAUCGGACCAGAUUAUUGCCAUUGUCAUGGAUGAUAAAAUCUACGAGGUGAAUAAAAAGAAGCUGAUAGAGAAGAGCGACUACUUCCGUGCGCUGUACAGCUCCGGGAUGAGGGAGUCCACGGAGGACUCCGUGCAGCUCCAGGGGCUCAGUGUGCCCGGCCUGGAGCUCGUCCUGGAGUUCAUCAACACCUCCAAGGUUCAGGUUGUCAACGAGACUCUGGAGGACCUGAUUGAGACCGCCUCCUUCUUACAGGUCACCUCCAUCCUCAAGCUCCUCACUUCGGAGAUCCGGCUGGACAACUGUGUGGAGCUGUUCAGCCUCUCUGGAGUUUAUGGAACUCAUGAUCUGCGCAAUGCUUGCCUCAAAUACAUGAGCUGCUACUAUCAUCCCAUGCUGAGGCGGCCAGAGUUCAGCAGCCUCCCCUCUGCUGUCAGAGACCAAGUUAAGGAGAUGCGCAUGAAAGGCACCGCCACCUUGGUAGCCAUCGGGGACUUCACCUGCCUCUCCCUGGACAUGCCCGACCAGGAUGAACCCUGGUCUAUGCUGAGGUAUGGGGAGUUGGAGCAGCGCUGGAAACCACUCGCAAACAACCUGCCCUCAGAUAUGAUCAACGUCAGAGGAUAUGGGUCAGCUGUGCUGGAUAACUACCUGUUCAUAGUGGGUGGAUACAGAAUGACGAGCCAGGAGAUCUCUGCGGUGCACUGCUACAACCCCUCCAGGAACGAGUGGAACCAGGUGGCUCCGCUCAACCAGAAGAGGUCCAACUUCAAGCUGCUGGCAGUACAGGGGAAGAUGUACGCUGUAGGAGGCCAGAGUCUGGGCACGGUGGAGUGUUACAGUCCAGAGCAGGACUGGUGGACGUGUGUGUCCUCGAUGCCCGACCCGCUGGCUGAGUUCUCUGCCUGUGAGUGCCAGGGGAUGAUCUACGUCAUGGGCGGAUACACUGCAAGAGUUUGCCUUCAACACUUUGACCGUCCUCGUCCUCUGCAGACCUGCGGCCUCGGUGCUGCCGCAUACAGGAACACAAGUGUCCUCCGUUACUGCCCCACCUCUGACACCUGGACGGUGUUUCGCUCCUGUUCGGCGCACAUCCGCAAGCAGCAGAUGCUCUCGGUGGAGGACACCAUCUACCUUGUGGGCGGCUACACCCACGAACUGGAGUUUGGCCAGCGGCGUCCCAGCCAGACGGAGGACGUGCUGACGGUGCAGUCCUACAACGUCUCCACGGGUCAGUGGAUCCAGUUGAAGGAGAACACAUCCAAGUCGGGCCUGAACCUGACGUGCACGCUGCACAACGACGGCGUCUACAUCAUGAGCCGGGACGUCAGCCUGCCCACCAGCCUGGAGCACCGCGUCUUUCUCAAGUACAACAUCUUCUCUGACGCCUGGGAGGCGUUCAGACGCUUCCCGGCUCUGGGUCAGAACAUGCUGCUCUGUUCGCUUUACCUGCCCAACGUGCUGUGAUUCAGAGGGCUGAUUGGAACAAUCCCAAGCGGCAUUAAUAUCGGCCUGUGUGCGUGGCUUGCUUGUUCUCGCACAGAAUGGGGCUCUGUGGCAUUAGUGGGAACAGUGUCCGGUUGCCAGGUUUGAACGCCUCGUGACCUUUGUGCCUCAAAUAAAACCUGCACAUUGUACAUACUGCUGUGGAUGCAAAUACAAAAGCUACAAUGACAAGUAUGAAAGUGAUGAAGCGCCACGGCCUGUAGGUCAACAUCAUCACAACAGCUAGCCCCAGUUUGUGCCUCUCGUGUGUUAAACAUUGCAGUCACAGUGGAAUCAUCCGUUUCUCUGAGAAGUAAUUACUGUAACGUUUGAGGAAGCCAGAAGGUCGUUAAACAACACUUAACGCUGCUCCGAAGGUAUAGCCAGAGACUCUCGGAACCAUCUGGAGGAGGAAAUAUUCCGUCUGCUGCACAAUUAAAAAGGUUUUUAACUUGUAUCCUGUCCAGCUGACCGUCCGGUUGACAUCUUUGUUUUAAUUGGGAAACAGAUGUACAACUUAAAAAAUCUUUUUUUGUUGUGCAGCAGACCGAAUCUUUUAGGAUUUUGGAAAUACAUUCAGCGCUAAGAGUUAUUAAAUGAUAGAGCUGCAACGACUUACUCCACUAAUCGAUUAGUUGAUUAAUCGUUAAACUAGUUUUUUUGAGCAAAAAUGUCAGAAUUAUGGAGAUUUCCUGCGUUUUUAUCGUCUCAAACUGAAUAUCUUGACAAAACAAGACAUUUAAAGACGUCACUUUGGACUUUAAGAAACUGGGAGGGACAUGUUCUACUGUUUUCUGACAUUCCAAAAACAGACCAAACAAUUAACACAGAAAAUUAUUGAUAUUGAAAAAUCGCCUUCUGGGUUUUUCAAACCUCGUCAGAUAAUUAUUGUAACGGAUGCUCACCUCGUGAUCCACACAAACAAACUGGGGUUACAUCGCAGCAUGAUAUUAAAUCUAUGGGCCACAAUAUUCCCAAUGUUUACACUCCAUAUAUGGCAUUGGCGUACAGGUUUAUCCGUAAUUCACUACAAACCUUAAAAUAUCUUGGAAACAACACAUUUCUUGUCUUUGUGAAUUGUAAAUAGCAGAUGAUGUAAGAGAUGGCUUUGGUUUUACACUGCCAGGUUACUGUUUGUGAGGAGAAGCUCAGAGGGAGCCGAAUGUCUUAUGUACACUUGCACAGUCUUACUUUCCUAAGCAAAGCCUAAAGCGCUGUUCCAUGACGUGAACGAUGCCCAUGUGCCUUCUGCAACCUCAGUUAAUGGAACUUGAUGAAAAAAAGAAAAAGAAAGCACAAAAUGCAAGACUUUGUCACAUCGCCAGCAACUGACCAAAACUGCUGUUUGAUUUGUUUUCCUGCUGAAGCAGAUGUUUUCAUUACGGUACUUUUCAGUUCCUUUUAUUAAAUAUUUGGGGUGUGCAGAAAUGAGAAAAAUAAUCCUGAAGUUUCGGGUGAAGGCAGCAACUGUGUUUGAUUUUGUGGAUUUCAGAUUCUCUUUGCAUUACUUAUUUGUUUGACGGUUUCUUUUUUUUGUUUUUAAAUGAAUGAAGGUCCUGAUAAUAAAGACGAUGUUCAGGUCU
Molecule: messenger RNA, 3461 nt
Organism: Cottoperca gobio
Lineage: Eukaryota; Metazoa; Chordata; Actinopteri; Perciformes; Bovichtidae
Gene: klhl42
Product: kelch-like family, member 42
Exons: 4
Coding region: 391-1860 (489 amino acids)
Molecular function (GO): protein binding
Source: RefSeq, a predicted model, not a curated record